GUAGACGCAUGACGUCACUUCCCGCGUGUGGCUUGGCUUCCUGCGCCGUUUCCUACCUCGUUCUCUCUUUGCUGCCAGACCUCCGCCAUCAUGGGUCGCAUGCACGCUCCCGGGAAGGGCCUGUCCCAGUCGGCGCUGCCCUACCGCCGUAGCGUCCCCACGUGGCUGAAGCUGACGUCUGACGACGUGAAGGAACAAAUUUACAAACUGGCCAAGAAAGGCCUGACUCCCUCCCAAAUAGGUGUGAUCCUGAGGGACUCGCAUGGUGUGGCGCAGGUCCGUUUUGUGACUGGUAAUAAAAUCCUGAGAAUCCUUAAGUCGAAAGGCCUUGCCCCUGACCUCCCUGAGGAUCUGUACCAUUUGAUUAAGAAAGCAGUGGCUGUCCGAAAGCAUCUUGAGAGGAACAGAAAGGAUAAGGAUGCUAAAUUCCGCCUGAUUCUGAUAGAGAGCAGAAUUCACCGGCUGGCUCGUUACUAUAAGACUAAGCGGGUCCUCCCACCCAAUUGGAAAUAUGAGUCAUCCACAGCCUCUGCUCUAGUGGCAUAAAUUCUUGUGUACACAGCAAUAAAAUCACUUUGAAUAAAUUCGUGUUUUGUGUUUC
Peromyscus californicus insignis is the source of this 601-nucleotide messenger RNA. It is a transcript of the gene Rps13, whose product is annotated as ribosomal protein S13. The transcript has 6 exons. Gene Ontology annotation, molecular function: structural constituent of ribosome; small ribosomal subunit rRNA binding. Gene Ontology annotation, cellular component: cytosolic small ribosomal subunit; ribosome; nucleolus. The record is from RefSeq and is a predicted model, not a curated record. Lineage: Eukaryota; Metazoa; Chordata; Mammalia; Rodentia; Cricetidae. Gene Ontology annotation, biological process: translation. The coding region runs from base 91 to 546 and encodes 151 amino acids.